Molecule: messenger RNA, 496 nt
Organism: Saccostrea echinata
Lineage: Eukaryota; Metazoa; Mollusca; Bivalvia; Ostreida; Ostreidae
Exons: 3
Coding region: 23-496 (157 amino acids)
Source: RefSeq, a predicted model, not a curated record
CGACACAUUAAGAGGGUUGACCAUGGAAUCGAACAAUUCAUGUACUUCAGGCUUUCUACACACCGAUAGUAGCUUUGUUGAAGAGUUUGAGAAAAUGGAAUAUUGCGACAAAGUAUGGCGCUUUAAAGGAAUUUCUGAUGUGUCUGGCAACAAUAUUUGCUUAUCUUGGAAUAUUUCGGUCAUUGUGGAUGGAGAAGAAUGCAAUAUUAUCUCGAAGUCUAAUUGUCACCAUGAUGAGAAAGACCAAUACAAUUUUACCUGUUUCAAAGGAAAUACACGAACAAGCCCCUCCAAUGAUAAAACUACUGAGCAAUUUACUAGUUCCUAUGACAAUGAGGACGAAGGAGAUGAUGAAGAUAGCAGUGAUGAUGAUGAUUAUGAAAGUGAUAAAGAAAGAAAUGAAAAUGAUGAUGAAAUUAUCCCUUACUGCCAGACUGUACUCGAUGACAACAGGGAUACAUCUAAAAAAGAUUUCAGAAAAUGCAAGUUAAAUUAA